This is a messenger RNA of Elephantulus edwardii (Cape elephant shrew), 2274 nucleotides long. It is a transcript of the gene KIFC1, whose product is annotated as kinesin family member C1. Bases 1 to 2274 code for a protein of 757 amino acids. The transcript has 12 exons. The record is from RefSeq and is a predicted model, not a curated record. Gene Ontology annotation, molecular function: ATP binding; microtubule binding; microtubule motor activity. NCBI's taxonomy places the organism in Eukaryota, Metazoa, Chordata, Mammalia, Macroscelidea, Macroscelididae. Gene Ontology annotation, biological process: microtubule-based movement.
AUGUACGUGAAUAGCAGUAAGGAGAGGGAAGGAAAAGCAGAGGGCGCUGCGAUUGGUCCUCGCAUGUGGCGACGUCGUCGAUUGCUCUUUGCGUGCGCUCUGAGCGCGGAGUUUGGUGAGGAUGGGUGGCAGCCGUUUGAAUUCAAAAGUGAAGGGUGUGGCGCGGUGAUAUACGCACAAUACCAUCUUGAGAGUGUUCGGCUCUGGGAGCGAGCGUAUCGGGACUCCGGGGUUCCGCCGCCCUGUUCCCUUCCUUUGCCCUCCCUUUGCGUGUGUGGGACAGAGCUGGACAUGGAACUACAGAGGCGUCCCCUGUUGGAAGUGAAAGAAAACAAGGCUUCUCACCUGCCUCUCUCAGCAAGCAGGCUCAAGAGGAAGCUUGACCAGGUAGAGAAUGACUUAAUGGAGCCUGAGAAGAAACGGAUACGAAACCUGGAUACGAAACCAGUGACCAGAAUUACCACAUCUCGCACCAGAGCACCACGUCACUCUACGGUGCCACAGACACAAGGCCAGACUGCAGCUCAGAAAGUUCCCAAGAAAACAGCACCUCAGUACUCUACUUCCAUUGCCACAGGGUCAAAGGGCAAGAAGCCAGUCUCUGCUGUUUCUACCCAGAAGCCUGAUACGGGAGGGAAGAAAUUCAGCAAACGUCCUGCCUGGGACUUAAAGGGUCGUUUAGGUGACCUUACUGUAGAGCUUAAACGCUACCGUGAGAGAACUCAAACAUUGGACCAGGAGAACCAGCAACUGCGGGCCCAGCUCAAAGAAGCUAACCAACAGGUCCAGGCCCUGGGGGAAAAACGGAAGACACUGGAAGAGGAGUUAACCAAGGUACAAGCCCAAGCAGAGCAAGGCCAACAAGAGUUGGAGAACCUGAGUACCCGUGUCAUGGAGCUGGAAGAACGGCUAGGCACACAGGAGGGCUUGGUUCAGGAGCUCCAGAAAGAACAGUUGGAAUUGCAGGAGGAGCGGAGGGGACUAACUCUGCGGCUGGAAGAGCAGGAGAGAAGGUUGCAGGCAUCGGAAAUGGCUCUGUCAAGCAGCCAGGCAGAGGUGACAUCUCUGCGCCAGGAAACUGCAGCCCAGGCGGCUUUACUGGCUGAGCGAGGAGAACGUCUUCAUGGGCUAGAGAUGGAGCGCCGGCGACUUCACAAUCAGCUACAAGAACUCAAGGGCAAUAUCCGUGUAUUUUGCCGGGUUCGCCCGGUACUUCCAGGAGAACCCAGCCCGUCCCCUGGCCUCCUCCUCUUUCCUGCUGGUCCUGGUGGGCCUUCAGAUCCUCCAACACGCCUCAGCCUCUCCCGGUCUGAUGAACGGCGUGGAACACUGAAUGGGGCACCAGCCCCCUGUACCCGCCACGAGUUUUCCUUUGACCGGGUAUUCCCACCAGAAAGUGGACAAGAAGAAGUAUUUGAAGAAAUUGCCAUGCUUGUCCAGUCAGCCCUGGAUGGCUACCCAGUAUGCAUCUUUGCUUAUGGCCAGACAGGCAGUGGCAAGACCUUCACCAUGGAGGGUGGGCAUGGGGGAGACCCUCAGGAAGAAGGGCUGAUCCCCCGGGCUCUACGACACCUCUUCUCUAUGACCCAGGAGCUACGUGAACAAGGCUGGACAUACAGCUUUGUGGCAAGCUAUGUAGAGAUUUACAAUGAAACUGUCCGAGACCUGCUGGCCAUUGGUACCCGGAAAGGCCAGGCGGGUGAGUGCAAGAUUCGCCGGGCUGGGCCAGGGAGUGAAGCACUUACCGUCAGCAAUGCUCGAUACGUCCCUGUCUCCUGUGAGAAAGAGGUAGAGGCUUUGCUCCAUCUGGCCCAUCAGAACCGUGCGGUAGCUUGCACAGCUCACAAUGAGAGAUCAUCACGCAGCCAUAGUGUGUUCCAGCUGCAGAUCACUGGGGAGCACACUAGCCGCGGUCUGCAAUGUGUGGCCCCCCUCAACCUGGUAGACCUAGCUGGGAGUGAGCGGCUGGACCCCAGCUUAGCCCUCGGUACUGAGGAUCGGGAACGACUUCGGGAAACUCAAGCCAUUAACAGCAGCCUGUCUACUCUGGGGCUGGUCAUCAUGGCCCUAAGCAACAAGGAAUCCCAUGUGCCCUACAGGAACAGCAAGCUCACCUACCUGCUACAGAAUUCCCUGGGAGGCAGUGCUAAGAUGCUUAUGUUUGUGAACAUUUCACCCCUAGAAGAAAACAUCUCUGAGUCACUCAACUCCCUACGUUUUGCCUCCAAGGUGAACCAAUGUGUUAUUGGUACUGCCCAGGCCAACAGGAAAUGA